Fulvia fulva is the source of this 567-nucleotide messenger RNA. RefSeq lists its product as uncharacterized. Bases 1 to 567 code for a protein of 188 amino acids. Gene Ontology annotation, molecular function: cation binding; protein serine/threonine phosphatase activity. Lineage: Eukaryota; Fungi; Ascomycota; Dothideomycetes; Mycosphaerellales; Mycosphaerellaceae. Gene Ontology annotation, biological process: protein dephosphorylation. The record is from RefSeq and is a predicted model, not a curated record. The transcript has a single exon.
AUGGAUCAGAUAAUGGCCGCCACUAAAAUCAAGGACAUUGGCAUCUCGACAGCUAUCGGUGACAGGCAACAUCAAGAAGGUCGUUACAUCGUCUGCAAACCUGGGGCGCUCUCGCACACAGACUACGCCCUCUUUGCAGUCUGCGAUGGCCACGCUGGCGCCACGGCUUCGGACCACAUAUCGCAGCAUCUACCGCGUCACAUCGACAUCGGACUAAACGACGCGUCCUUCGACAAGAGCCCCGAAGAAGUUAUUCAGGAUGCCAUUCGAGCGGAAGACGAUGCACUCAGAGACCUGGGAUGUCUAAGCACUGGCUCGACACUAGCGCUUGCAUUAGUGGACACCAAAAAGAAUGUCCUCACCACAGCAGACCUGGGCGACUCACACAUUCUCCUUGGCCAAAUCGAACGUGACGGGACACACAAAACGAACAGAAUAUCUCGACUUUCCGAAGCCCAAAAGCCCCACGACCGAGAAGAACGGCAUCGAAUCCAGCGAGCAGGCGGCGUGAUAAACCACGGCACCGCUGUUGAUGCUCAUGACCGAUGGGGUGGGAGAGGCGCCUAA